This is a messenger RNA of Vicia villosa (hairy vetch), 1239 nucleotides long. RefSeq names its product F-box protein CPR1-like. The transcript has a single exon. The record is from RefSeq and is a predicted model, not a curated record. NCBI's taxonomy places the organism in Eukaryota, Viridiplantae, Streptophyta, Magnoliopsida, Fabales, Fabaceae. Gene Ontology annotation, molecular function: protein binding. The coding region runs from base 1 to 1239 and encodes 412 amino acids.
AUGGAAAAAUCAGUGUCAGCGGUCACUGACAAAAAGGUUAGCAUAUUUUUACCUCAUGAUCUAGUGCUCUUCAUUCUCUCAAAACUUCCUAUACGUGAAUUAAAGCGAUUUCAAUGCGUAUGCAAAUCAUGGUGCGGCUUGUUCAAAAACCCUCACUUUAUUAACAUGCAUACUAACCAUCAUACACGUUAUAACCAUUCUUGUGAUGGUGAUACAUUUUUAGUCCUACACAAGUCGCUACAUGAGGAAUAUGGUGAGAGUUUGCGUUGCGAGUUUUAUUGGUUCUCGAGUGACAAGUUUGAGAAUUGGGUCAAAUUAGAUUGGCCGUCUCAAUUUCAAAACGAUGAUUGUAAUAUUUAUAUUGUGGGUUCGGUUAGUAUUAAUGGCAUUCUUUGUCUGAAACAAAGACUUAAGACUCGGCAGCUUGUAUUGUGGAAUCCAACUACCACUGAAUCUAAGGUCAUUCCUCCUAGUCCACUUGAAAACAGACCAUCUAAUAGGUCUCCUUGGGUGUUUCUUCACGGAUUUGGUUAUGAUCAUGUUUGUGACGACUAUAAAAUUAUUCAAAUGAUAGAUUUUUUUCCGAAGGUGGAGGAUAAUGUCCGAGGUGAAAAUGGAGAUUUGAUAUGGGAAGAUAAAUCUUAUGAUCCAUUGUGGGAGAUAUAUAGUCUUAAAACUAACUCUUGGAAGAAACUAGAUUUUGAUAUGCGCAAUUGUUAUCAUUAUUCUAUAGUAAAAGCUAUGGGAGUGUACACUGAUGGAUUGUUUCAUUGGUGGGCUAAAUCUGAAACAAAAAAUAUUGGAGAAAAUUUGCUGUCAUUUGACUUUAGCACUGAGAUGUUGAUUAAAACACCCAUGCCCACUGACAUUGAUCACCGUUAUGCGGUGAGAAACUUGGUGAACUUAGAUGGAUCCAUUGCUUUGAUUUCAAAUUAUCCAGAGGCGGCGGCUUUUGACAUAUCAAUUUUGGGUAAAAUUGGUGUGAGAGAAUCGUGGAUCAAGAUUAUUGAUGGGAGCUUACCUUUUGUUGGGUACCCCAUCGGAGUUGGGAAGAGUAACAAUGUUGUCAUCUCGAACGAAGAUGGUGAGGAAGUAAUUUUGAUUAGUCACGAAUCAGUUUGGGUUGAUUUGAGUACUCCAUUGUUUGGGAAGCUUCAUGUAAACGGAGACAAACUUGGUAGUUGUCAGAUGGGAAGGUACAAGAAAAGUUUUGAUCCUAUUGGAACAAUAAAUAGCUAA